CGAAGUCUCUACAGACGCCGGCCAUUUUGGUGCCAUUGUAGAGGACUUGUGAGCUUCAGAUUUUUGCAAUUUUCCGAUCAAGACUAUGCCAUCCUGAGCAAGUUUGGAGUUUAGAUUACAAGUAUCAUCAUGAAUCAAUAUCCAGGUUUUGUACCUAUGAUGGUACCACAACCUUACAUGGUUGCUAUGCCAACAGCAAUUCCUAUGUCAGCAGGUCACCCUGGUUUGCCUCAGGUGCUACACCCACAGGUUGCAGCUGCUCACAUGGCUGGUGCUCCUGUUAUGCCAUCAGUUAUGGCAGCUCCUGGCAUGGUUCCAGGCGUGCGGCCAGGACAAGUGGGCCCUGGAGUAGGACCUUUAGGUGUUCAUCCUGUUCAGCCUCCAAUGUCUGUUCCAACAGCAGCAGUCAUCCCGCAGUUAUCAGCUGUUGCUGCUGGCCAAGAACUUAAAAAACGGCCUUAUGACUCAGAUCGAGGAAAAGGAGGUGGAGGUGGUCGCUUUAGUAAUCGUUGGCAGUCUUCAAACCCAGAGCUGGAUGUUGAUGAACCCACCAUGGAUGACUCACUAUGUGUGCUUGACCACUUCAAUUCUGAUCUCCAUCUUCAGAUUGAUCCAGACGGAUAUGGAGCCACUGUUGUCUUGGAUCCUCCUGGCUUCUGCUUCACGUGGGCUGGGGCUCGUGCCACGUAUGGUGUUUGCAAAGGCAAGGUGUACUUUGAAGUACAUAUUUUAGAGCAUCUGCCAGCUGAUUUUGGUGAUGAUCAUCAAGAGACAGAUCCUCAUGUGGUUCGUGUUGGGUGGUCAAUUGACAGCUCCUCUUUUCAACUAGGUGAAGAACCCUGGUCUUUUGGGUAUGGUGGUACUGGGAAGUUCUCCACCAACUGCCGCUUCUCUGACUAUGGCCAGCGGUUUGGUGCAGGUGAUGUUGUAGGGGCAAUGUUGGACCUUGACUCUCGGCCAGCAUCUAUCUCCUUUACGAAAAAUGGAACCUGGUUUGGAGUAGCGUGUCCGCUACAUGGAUUUCCAGUUGGAAGCAAGGACAUGGCGCUUUUCCCUCAUCUCCUCCUCAAGAACAGCAGGGUAAAGGUCAAUUUUGGUCAGAUGGACUCAUGGUUUCCACCACCUCAGGGCUUUACCUAUAUUGGUCAGUUGCCUUCCAUGGACAGAGUGCGGGGUAUGCUUCCUCCUCCACGCAAGGCCGAUUGUGAGAUGAUCAUGAUUGUGGGACUUCCUGGCACAGGAAAAACUACAUGGGGCAUCAACAUGCAGAAGUCCCACCCAGAGAAACGCUACAAUAUUAUAGGAACAGAUACACUUAUUGACAAGAUGCGUGUCAUGGGUUUACCACGAAAACGUAACUAUCAUGGCCGAUGGGAUGUUCUAAUCGAGAAAGCUACGAAGUGUCUCAACAAACUCUUUCAAAUUGCCAGUAGGCGAAAAAGGAACUACAUUUUGGACCAGACCAAUGUGUAUGCAUCUGCACGCCGCAGGAAAAUGAAGUUUUUCAAUGGAUUCUACCGGGUUGCUGCUGUUGUCCAGCCAGAGGAUGCAGAAAUGCAACGUCGUUCACAUAAACGUACAGUUGAAGAUGGUAAAGUGGUUCCAGAAUCGGCUGUUCUGGAGAUGAAGGCAAACUACACAUUGCCAGAGGAACGUGACAGCAUGUUUGAUCGCAUUGACUACAUUGAACUGCCACGGGAAAAAGUUGUUCCUAUUAUUGAACAAUAUGUCAGAGAAGGACAGGAAAAACGUCCUGCAGCUGAAGAUGUAUUCCGCCAUGAUAAUCGUUUUCAGAAACAAGAAUCAAGCUUUGGCAGGUCCGGAGGUGGUCCAGUGGGUAGGUCUUCACCUAUGGCUGUCACACCAUUCUCUCAGCAAGGAUCGUCCCACAGCAAGUCAUCUGGUGGACCAGGUCAGAUGAAAGGGGAACCUCAGUGGUAUGGAGAGAGCUCCAGACAGCAGGAUAUAAGCGAACCGCCCAAUAAACGUCUAAAGAUGCAAGGUCGUUCAGGUAUGGGAGGUGUAGGAGCAAGUGGAGGAGACUCCAGCAGUGCUUUAGAGCUGCUGAAGCAGCAAUAUGACGAUACAGAUGAACCCUCCUCUUGGGGAUCACAACCUGGACAGGAAUUUGGAAGCACAAUCAAAGAAGAACCACAGUGGCCAUCACCAGGGCAAGAUGUGACAGCCACGUCAGGAAUAGGCCUGGGUGUUCCUCUGCACAGUGCCCCUCCUCCCAUGGUACCUCACCAGCCAGGACCUCUGAUGGUCUCGGGUGCUUUUGCUAGCGCAUUUGCUGCCCAGCCACCACCACCUCCGCCACCCAUCCUGCCUGGACAGUUUGCCCAUGCUGCUGGACCUGCAUUUGUUGCUGUGGCACCUCUUCCUCCUCCUGGCCCUCCACCACCUUUAAUGCAGGGGGUUCUGGGUGGACCACCCACCAGUGAUGCAUCAAAGUUCCUUUCACAGCCACCACCACCCUCUAUGGUGGGAGGCAGAGGGGGCAUGGAUGGCAAUCUCCCCAUGACUAAUGUGCCUCCACCGGGGUUCCAGCAGCAACAGCGGCAGCAACAAGAGCCUGGUCACCAGCCUUGGCAGCAGGGAGGAGACAGCUACAGCCAGCCACCUUCAUGGCAGGACAACAGUAGUGGUGUAAACAGCAGAUUUUCUCAGCAGAGAGGUGGAGAUAACAGCGGUAGUAGCCAGUAUAGCUGGCAGGGAGGAGAUGGUGGGCAGGCCGGGGCCAACUGGAAGAGUGGCAGUGGUGACGGUGAUGGUGGAGGAUCAAAUCGUGGCUGGCAAGGUCAGGAUUGGCACAGUGGUCGCCCGGGAUGGCAAGAUUCUGAACACCCCUUGGACCUUGGCAGUGAUUGGCAGAAAAAGCAGGGUGAAAGAAACAGAAAUUCUGAUCAGCAUCAUCAAGGCUUUGAUAAUGAUGGCCAAAGCAGCAUGUUACGAGCUGGUGGCUAUCAUGCCAGCAAGCAAGGGGAUGGAGGAAUUGGAGGUGAUUCAGCCAACCGAAGAUUCCAGGACUUCAGUCGUCCUCCACCAAACAUGAGAUCCGGUGGGGAGCCAGAUGGCUAUCGUGGUCCUGACGGAAGAGGAGCAGGAUUUGGCAGCAAAAGUGGUAGUGGUAAUUCUUAUGGUGAUGGUGAAAGUGGAAGCAAAUGGUCUUCCGGCUCCCAACAGUCUUCACAGAGGAGUGGUGCAGAUGACCGAUGGAAGUCUGGGCCACCAUCUCGCCAAGACAGAGGUGGACCAAGAGACUCUUCUGGUGACAGAUGGUCUGGGUCAGGUGGCAAUCAGGCAAGAUGGAUCAUCACAUAAUGAUCAGUGGGGACCCCGUCAUGGAGGUCC
This is a messenger RNA of Pomacea canaliculata, 3354 nucleotides long. RefSeq names its product heterogeneous nuclear ribonucleoprotein U-like protein 1. Bases 130 to 3324 code for a protein of 1064 amino acids. The record is from RefSeq and is a predicted model, not a curated record. NCBI's taxonomy places the organism in Eukaryota, Metazoa, Mollusca, Gastropoda, Architaenioglossa, Ampullariidae. Gene Ontology annotation, molecular function: protein binding. The transcript is spliced from 13 exons.